Messenger RNA from Cladophialophora immunda, 555 nucleotides. RefSeq lists its product as uncharacterized. The record is from RefSeq and is a predicted model, not a curated record. The transcript has 2 exons. NCBI's taxonomy places the organism in Eukaryota, Fungi, Ascomycota, Eurotiomycetes, Chaetothyriales, Herpotrichiellaceae. Bases 108 to 479 code for a protein of 123 amino acids.
GGUGUCCUAAAGGUGCAUGAGCGUGAUGCAACAACAAGCAGGGACAAUAGUCCAUGUUCAACGAGUCAACACCGCUCCGAAGUGUGUACCAUUGCUUUGGGCACUGAAUGAGAGGAGCCUUGAUUUCUUGGUUGCGUUCCCAUGGCGUCAACUAUGGAGAAGCGAAUAACCCCUUGGCUUUGGAGCAUGCUUCCGUCUGGAUGCAGAGACCAAUUCGGGGCAAGCUGCGAGACGGACCGAACGGGAGGUGGAAGAGAGCGAUGGUGGAGAAACUUUCGAGGUCGAGCGCAGUUGACUCGAGUCGUUCGCCUGCUCAGCGCUCACAAAUAGGCUGGGGGCAUGCCUCUACUGUACUUGGUAAGCUUGCUUCGAGAUGCGGAGGCGAUGGCGAGAGCAGGCGGUACGAGAAGCGGAAGGAGCCAAAGUGGAUGGGCAGGAGAAAUGAGGUCUUGACCGAGAAGGGUGAUUCAGAGGAGUGACUUGAUCAUCCUGACUCGUUCGAUGAAGCGUGGGUAAAGCUGGCAGCCAGGAUGCAAGCGAAGUCGAGGAGUUACG